AUGUCCGACGCAAAAUUUGCUAUUCCAAAGCUUUCGGGAACAAACUGGCAAACGUGGAAAGUGCGGUUAGAGAUGCUUUUGUACCGUGAAAAUUUAUGGAGUGUAGUGUCAGAUGAUUUACCGGAAGAAGAAGAACGCGACGAACAGUGGUUAAGUGAUGAUCGGAAAGCAAAGGCAACUAUUGUGCUGCUACUGGAAGAUAGCCAAUUACCUCUUGUAAAAAGAUGUGUUCAUGCAAGAGAUGCAUUCGUUGCUCUUCGUGAUUAUCAUGCGAAAACUUCGCGGUCUGUGCGAGUUUCGCUUCUCAAAAAGUUGUGUGCAAUCAAUCUAGUUGAAGGUGGAAAUUUGGAAGAGCACUUGCUCGUUAUCGAAGAUUUAUUCGAUCGUUUGGAAUCAGCCGGAAUGGAGCUAGAUAAAGAUACUAAGGUGUGUAUGUUAUUACGCAGCCUUCCUACAUCGUUCGAUAGCCUGGUGUCGGCUUUAGACAGCCGACCAGAUGAUGACGUUACAUUAGAAGUGGUGAAAGCGAAAUUGGCAGAUGAAUAUGGUCGGCGUUUAGAACGCGAUAGACGUGGGUGCAACUCUAAUUCGGAAAAAGCAAUGCGAACAGUGGUCAAGAAAGAAGCGCGUACGUGUCAUUUUUGCAAAAAAGCCGGGACAUCUGCGGCGUAA
Malaya genurostris is the source of this 672-nucleotide messenger RNA. RefSeq lists its product as uncharacterized. Bases 1 to 672 code for a protein of 223 amino acids. The record is from RefSeq and is a predicted model, not a curated record. The transcript has a single exon. NCBI's taxonomy places the organism in Eukaryota, Metazoa, Arthropoda, Insecta, Diptera, Culicidae.